GAUUCAAGUCAAUUUGUGAUUCCGUCCAAGCGAUUGGACUUUCCAUUGACGUCCAUCAUUGUCAAACGCGUUCUUUUACAUUGGCUAAACUUCGACGUUUCAGUAGGCAGGAAAGAUUGGUAAGAACUGAUGCCAGUCAUUUGGAGGCGGUCAUCUGAACGAACAACGUGUAUUUUGAUUGAUCAAGCAGUAUAAUCCUUGAAAAGCGAUUGGUCACGUCUCAGCGGGGUAGGCGGGGAUUACAGGGCGGUGCCCGGUCUGCCGAGGAUGAAAAUGGCGCCUUGAGGGGGGUCCGUACCGCUGCCGAUUCCUUUCUAGCAGGCUAUUUUGAAAGGUCUGUAGAUUAACAAAACGGUCUAAGACUGGAGAAUUAAAGGAACUGGAGGACGGACAGUGACCGUCCUGUCAAUUACAGUAGAGAAUGUGUGCAUGAAAAGACUUGAGAUAGUCGCCCAACCCAGACGACAGUGAGAAUAUGUGGUUUUAGGGCACUGGGACAAGCCUAAGCGGAGGUGGGGGGGCAUGCCGAAUCAGAAUGGUGGAACCAGGGAAGGGAAAGAGAUGGGCUUAGGAUUGUAAAGAGAAGAAAAAAUGGACUGAGAUAAUGCUGCCUCUAACCUUGGACAGAUGAACAGCACAAAGGUACAGUAGAGAAAAAGAGAUAGAUGACUGUAAGUGAUGGAGGAAAUUCACAAGACUAUCAGGUUAAUAAGGCAGGCCUAGCAUUUCAAACCUUUGGACUUAACAAGCAAGUUUCCUGAAGUAUCAGUACUGUAUUCAGAUGUACUGAGAAUAAAAUAUAAUUGGUGGGGGUGCAAGGGAUGAUGACAAUCCUUUGCUGUGCUUUUAGAUUGCUUGCUGCAAAUACAGUACAAAUACUGUAUUUGCACAAUGAUUGUUUUUAAAUUAAUCCAGUUUAGACUUCAAUGUGCUUAGUUUAGAAGCACAUAGAAGUCUAAGCUAGUCAUAGAACCCCCUCAAUUUAACUGACCUCAGUUUAGUUUACUUUGAAUGCAAAAUCGAUUCAUAUACUGUAUACUGCUGUGCAUGUCCCAAUUGCUAUUGUAUGCAUGCUUCAGAUGCGUAAAACAUGCGUAUAUAAAAUCCUGUUCAGAUUUUGAUUAUUCUGCUUUAACUUUGUUUAUAAUAUAAUGCUCAACGCAACACAUUGAAACACAAAUUAGCCAACUGUAGUUUGGGGCAGUGUGUUCUGCAGACCUAACCAAUGGAAUUGAAAAAGAAAUUGUGGUCCAUAGGAUCCUAAAGAAUAACCAGAAGAAAACAUCUUCCACUAAAGAUGUAGCACAGAUCGCGGGGCUAAAUGCUUGGUAUGUUGAAUUAGAAGUCUUUGUUUACUCUUCAGAGAUCAGUACUAUGCAGCCAGUUAAAAAGACUAAACAAUCUAGCAACAAGGCAUGUUUUAUUGUACUAUGUGAUUGUUAUUACAGUUAUUGGAUAUGAUUCUGAUUUGCAAUGGUGAUUAACCUUUAGGUAAAUCCUAAAUUUAUUAUAUUGGAUCCCAUCUUUAAAAUAUUUUUUCUGAAUUAUUUCAAGGAUAAGAUUAAAUAAAUAACUGCAAAGACAAUAAAAAAGACAAAUUACAGGCAAAUAAAAAAGAAAGGAAAAUAAGAAAGUGUGCACAAUGUAUACAGAGAAUCAACAUUAAAUAAACACACAUAAACCUUUAAAAAUAUUUUUUGUGAACAUUUAAUUUGUGAGUUGGGCUGAGAGAGUGAGUGGUCUAAAGUGACACAGCUUUCUAAGAGUGAUUGGUCCAAAAUGAUGAAACUGGUCUAAAGGAAGCUUAGAAUUGAAGUUUCCUAAUUUCUACCCAAUAUCUUAACUACUAAUCCAAAUUGGCUAUAGGUCCUAAAUCACAUAAAAGACUUAAAAGCAAGUUUUGACUCAAAGAGAAAAAUCCCAGCCACAAGUAACUCAAGUAUUUUUAAUGUCAAAUUUAAAAUGUUUUAUUUAUAUUUUAUGCUAAAGUCCCUACUUCUUAGGGAAAAGGGGUGAAAUUGUGGAAAAAGCAGAAUAAGAUUUACCAGCGAUGCUAAAUGGAGUGGGGCAAAUAGAAAGUUAAAUAUAAAGAAAAAGAAUGGAUACUCUGAAAGCGUUUAGUAAUAUUCCUCACCCUCCUUAAAAUGCAUACCCAUGUACUCUAGUGUAUUUUAACUUGGCAAAAUGUAACUGAAAAAUUAUUCAACUCAUUAUAUACUCUUACAAACAAUCAUUUUAUCUACAUUCUUCUAUACUGGUAUGACUAUAUCCAAAUUUUAGGGGGGGGGGGGGGAAUGGUGACUACGAGGCUGUUUGACCAAAUGUAAGGUUUUCACGAAGCCAAAAUGUCCAGCAGCUUUCAAAUCAUGGCCUUGUUUUAAGAUGGCCCCCAUAAGGAUAGCUGGGACAUAUAAUUUGGCCCCCACUCAUGCUAGACCAUCGUGAAUAGUACAAUCAUUUGAGUGGGUUAAAAACCAACCAUCCAAUUUUAAAGCUUCCUUUAACUAUAAGGUUAGAUCUUUUGAAAGGUUUCUGGGCUCUGGUGACCAAUGGAUCAGCCAGUUGCUUUGUAGGAACAAUACGACAUCAUUUCUGGGCGGACACUUAUAUUGGGGCAGUCUAGCUAGAGUGUCAGCCAUAAAUUUUUUUCCCCCGGCAGGUACUUCAAUUAAAAAUUAAACCGCUUAAUAUAUUGUGCCCAAUGAAUUUGCUUGGGAGACAAUUUUCGAGGGGUUUUCAGGGCCUCUAAGUUUUUAUGAUCCAUCCACACCUCGGGUGUUUUGCUCCUUUGACAAAAUGCCUCCAAGUUAAUGCCCAUCAGACAGUAAACACUUCUUUUUCCCAAAUAGCCCAUCUCCUUUUGGUCUCAGUUUUCAGGAGGCCCAAUUAUUCUUCCCUCCCCCGUUUCUACGGCAGCUGGAAAGAGACAAGCAGAAGAAAAUUCUUGGAGGCUGACAGUUGUGUUUAUUUCUUUCAAGAAAAUGAGUUCAAAAUACUGCUUUCUGGGAUUUAAGGAUCUCAGUAAUGAUGAUUCCUCGAAUUAAAAACUUGGGACUUUAGCAUAAAAUAUAAAUAAAAUAUUUUAAGUUUUUAAAAUGACAUUAAAAGUUUGUGGCUGAGGUUUUUCUUUCUGAACUCAAAAACUUGCUUUUAAGUCCCUAAAUCCUUCCUCACUGGUUGAGUGAUAUUUAACCUUGAUCUUACAAAUAAGAAUUUGCUAUAAAAGGUAGUCCUCGAUUUACAACAGUUUCGUUUAGGGACUGUUCAAAUUUAUAACAGGAUUGAAAAAAGUGAUCUAUGACCAUUUUUUCACGUGUUUCCCCCCAAAAUAAGACCCUUCACCUCACUUGCACGCGUUGCUCCCGGCCUCCUUUCUGCUGUCAGAGGCCUUCAGGAACUUCUUCAGCUGGCAAGAAAAACAAGGCUUUCCUUCAGGAAAGGCCCCUGUAGCUGAUAACAGAGCUUCAGUAAAGUCUUGCCAGCUGCAGAGGAAAUGGGUCAAGGUGUGCGAGGCCUGGCUAUAACUAUCUGAAGGUAAGUAGUAGGGGAGUCCACCCCUCCAUCCCCACCCUAGCUUAAUUUUUACCCAUGUAACCUGGAGUGGGCGAGGUCUUUAGGGCUUAUUUUGGGGGUAGGGCUUAUAUUGGGCGCAUGUAAAAAUCAAGGUAGGACUAACUUUCCGAAUAGGUCGUAUUUUCGGGAACACGAUAUUACAGUAUCCUCAUGGUCUUGUGAUCAAAAUGGAGACAUAUUGCAAUUGACUACAUUAUGGUUGCAGUGUCCUGGGGUCAUGUGAUCAUCUUUUGUGAUCUGAGUGGCAAGGUCAAUGGGGAAACCAGAUUCAUUUAACAGUUGCUAACUUAAUAACUUCAAUAAAUUCACAUAAGUGUGGCAAGAAAGAUAAAAUAGGGCAAAACUCACUUAGCAACAGAAAUUUUGGGCUAUGGUAGUUGUAGCUCAAGGACUACCUAUAUUAGAGCUCCUGGUAUGGGCUUUCAGCACACCAUGUUUAAUCUAAACUGUGAAAGCCAUCUUGCACUAUGAAUGUAAAUUAGAACAUAGAAAAUCCUAUCAAAAAUAAGUUAUAAUUUUUUUUUAUUCCGUUGUCCUUUUGAAAGCCUAUGAACCAACAUUUCAGUUUAUGUCACAUGGACAUUUAUGUCACAUGAACAUUGACAUAACAUGAACAGUAGUUGUAAGACCCCCAGAGUUAUUUAAAAUGGGUAGCCAUACAAAUCUUAUUAUUUAAAUAAACAAAUCUAUCUAGAAACCGAAUUGCCUGUUAAAAGUAAUGAUCAGAGUAGGAUAUUUUUCUCUUUCUCAUCCUCUUUUAAAACCUUAUCCCAUUUUGCCUAAUCUUAUGAAAUUGGUAGAAUGAGUCAUAGUUACCAACUUUACAUUUGCUUCCAUUGAAAGGGUAACAAUUGUUGAUGAAGAACUAUUGAUGAAGAUGGCAAAUCUAGAUGAAAUGUGUUCCUCUAGAUUUGCCAUCUAGGAUGUCUGUGCCUAUUGAAGGAACUAAUUGUAAUUUUGGUUGUAUUUCUUAUAAACAUGCUUCUUUUAUGGAUGUAGGAAACAUUGGUGAGCCAUUUUAUUUUUAUAGUCUACUUGGAUCCAUAUUGAGCCUUCUACUUGUGGCUUUGCUAAUUGAUCAACAUCACUCUUUAGUAACUGAACUACUUUUUUGAAGAACUAAAUGGGUACUGGGUAGGCUAAUACUUGAUAUGGACAAGUAUGGUGUUAUUAGGGUGGUGGAGGAGAAGAGGUAAUUCCAAAUGCACAGGGAUAUUUGCAUUCCCCAUUUCCUUCAUUUUGAUAAUCAUCAUCUCUACGUUUCAAAUUUAUCUCCACAACUGUAAAAUCUAGUUAUUUGCUUUUGGAAUAUUUUCCAUAUACAGAAUUCCAUGAAUAAGUUGUCAUAAUUAGAAUGUAAUUGCUGCUUAGGAAUUUAAAAUAGAUAUUUGUAAAAUGUGUCAAAGCCAAUAUUACUAUUUUUUUAGUUUAUUACAUGCAACAAAUGUGUAAGCACCAUAAAACAAUGCAUAUAUUUUUAUAUUGAUGCUCAUAAUUUGUAAAAACUUUUGCUUAAAUUCUGUCUUGCAGUUAUUUGGCUGAUUGUUUCUAUUAUGAGGUAGCAGAAGAUUUAGAGACAGUAUGGCUGCCACUGCUGCGGUAAGCCCCAGUGAUUACUUACAGCCUGCUGCUUCAGCAGCUCAGGAUUCUCAGCCAUCUCCAUUAGCCCUUCUUGCAGCCACAUGUAGCAAAAUUGGUCCUCCAGCUGUAGAAGCAGCAAUUACUUCUCCGGCUCCUCCUCAGCCUGCCCCUCGGAAAUUGGUUCCUAUUAAACCUGCUCCGCUCCCAUUAAGUUCUAAUAAGAACAGCAUUGGAAUCCUAUCGUCAAAAGGAAAUCUCUUUCAAAUCCAAGGUUCCCAACUGGGGACAUCAUAUCCUGGUGGACAGCUAGUAUUUACAAUCCAGAACCCAACUUUAAUCAGCAAAGGAACCCGCUCUCCUGCCAAUAUCCAGUAUCAGACGGUACCACAGAUCCAAACAGCAUCAGGACAGACGAUUCAGGUGCAGCAAAAUUUGGGCAAUCAAAUACAGAUUAUUCCCAGCAAUAUCACCCCUUCUUCUUCCUCUUCAUCAUCGUCGUCCUCUACUUCAGCUCAUAAGCCUGUGCCAAUAAAGCCAGCUCCAGCUCAUAAGUCAUCAGCAUCCAGUCUCCACAACGCAAGUAGUGUUGUCAAGUUAACUGGCACCAGUGGCAAUGUUACACUUACUCUUCCAGUGAGCAAUCUUGUAACUGCUGGGGAGACUAGUUCUCAAAGUCAAGUUGUGCCCGACAGCCCCUCUAAACCAAGCAGAAAAUCCCGAAAGAAAAUGGUAUCACAAGCUCAGACAACUGCAAUGGCUAUGGCAGAGCAAGUGGAAACAGUCUUAAUAGAGACUACAGCUGACAACAUUAUCCAGGCAGGGAACAAUCUGUUGAUUGUGCAGAGUCCUGGCUCUGGGCAGCCAGCUGUGGUCCAACAGGUGCAAGUAGUUCAGCCCAAACAAGAGCAACAGGUAGUUCAGAUACCACAGCAAGCCCUACGGGUAGUCCAGGCAGCUUCAGCCACACUCCCUACAGUUCCCCAAAAGUCCCAACAAAACUUCCAGAUCCAGACAACGGAGCCAGUUCCCACUCAGGUCUAUUUUAAGACACCUACUGGUGAACUACAGACAAUCCUGCUCCAAGAAGCCUCAGGAGGGGGCCUAAGUAUGGGCCCUGCCCCUGCGGUCUCCUCAGCCACAACCUGCAGCAGCCCUGUACCCCGCAGUUCCCAGUCAGGGGGGAGUACCAAAAAGACAGGGGCUCGUAAAGAGCGUGCUCUGCCAAAGAUUGCCCCUGCUGGAGGCAUCAUCAGCCUGAAUGCUGCCCAGCUUGCUGCGGCUGCCCAGGCAAUGCAAACUAUCAGCAUCAACGGUGUGCAGGUUCAAGGUGUUCCUGUUACCAUCACCAAUACCGGAGGCCAACAGCAGUUAACAGUGCAGAAUGUUUCAGGCAACAAUCUAACCAUCAGUGGCCUGAACCCUACCCAAAUCCAAUUGCAAAUGGAACAAGCACUCUUGGGGGACCUGCAGCCUGGGGAAAAGAGACGGCGAAUGGCUUGCACUUGUCCGAAUUGCAAGGAUGGGGAGAAAAGGUUGGGGGAUCAAGGGAAGAAGAGGCACAUCUGCCACGUGCCUGAAUGUGGAAAGACUUUCCGCAAGACUUCCCUUCUGCGGGCCCACGUACGUUUACACACAGGCGAGAGGCCUUUUGCCUGCAAUUGGGUCUUUUGUGGAAAAAGAUUCACACGCAGUGAUGAACUGCAACGGCAUGCCCGAACACAUACAGGUGACAAACGUUUUGAGUGUGCCCAGUGCCAAAAGCGCUUCAUUAGGAGUGAUCAUCUGACAAAGCAUUAUAAAACCCACUUAGUCAUCAAGAACUUGUAGGUUGGGAUGCAAGCAGGAAAAGUAAGGAAGCAGUAUGGUGAUGAGCCACUUUUCACUCCUCAUCAUGAAAGAUGGUCUCUGCAAAGGACAGAAAAAAAUAAUUGUCCUGACUGUGUGACUGUUUUCCCAGCCACAUCUGCCCAAGGAAAAAUGGAAUGGUUGCUGCUCCUUCAAUCAAACUGCCUUCAGACUGGCAUACUCCUUUGGAACUUCUUGAUGAAUGCAUCAGACUUCAAGGUUUGAACCUGAGAUGGAAGAGCAAUGCCAUUUCCAAAUAUGCUAAAAUCAGCACAAACCCAGUGGCAGACCUAGAAAAGCACGGCAAAACCCAUUUAUGCACCUUCCUCAGGAGCUUGCAGAGCCAAGGCCCUCCUCUGCUGCACCAAAGGAACUCCUUAUGGGUUUGAGAGUAGCACCAGCAAAACCGUACCCCACUUAUAAUUUGGGUUCCUCUUCCCACUCGCUCCCAUGUGCUUGUGAAGCUUUUGAAUGAGAGGCAGGGAAACCAUCCAAAAUGGGACUCAGUCCUCCUAGCACAUUCCUACUUUAUAUUUAAAAAUAUAAAUAUAUAUAUAUAUAUAUAAAUAUAUAUAUCUAUAUAUAUAUAUACACACACAUAUAAAAUAACCUCCUUAGGAAGCUUCAUGUUUUUUCUACGGAGAAUGUUGCCUUAUAUUUACCCCAGGUUCAAAUUAUGUAUUGUGAGCGUUUUUUAAUUUAAUAAUUUCUUUAUAAACAAAACAAUCCUUUGCCCUACCUAACAGAGCAGGGAAAGCACUCUGUCAAAACGCAGAGUCUGUGACCUGACCAUGGUCUAUAAACUAGAUAUGCCCUGUGUAUAUUACAGGGAUUUCUAGAGUAUGUGUAGCAGCAGCACUUUGUUCAAGGAAGGAAGAGCAUCUCCCAUAUAUAUAUAUAUAUAUAUAUAUAUAUAUAUAUGAAGCAGAGCUGUGGGACUGUAGCCCACAAAUCCUGAUGUACAUAGUAAAAAGUGCGGGCAAAAGCUAUGUAUGAGCCAUAUGGAAAAUCUAGGGCAACCUGUUUGCAAUUCUGAAUUACUUGGUUACAAAAAUAGAGUUAAAAGUCCAGUGCGGAUUUGCACUGUCAAGUUCUAUUGGUCAUUAUUAAUGAUUUGGUGUGUGAAAUGAAAAAAAUCCUUUUCAAAAAUGGAAUAUUCUCAGUCCCCCCUCCCCUUUUUUAUUUUGUUUACUUCACUUGAUUCCCCCUGCCUCUUUUUUUUAAAUAUCCAAUGCAGCUCUUUUUGUGUACUAUAGUGUAUAUUGUAUCAUAAACUAUAUAUUGCGUUUAAGUGUUUGUUUGUUUCAAAAAUAUACCUUUUGUUAUUUUUGACCUUUUAAAUUAAAACAAAAAUCCAUUUUAUUUUUUAGUUGUAACUGCUUGGCUAUGUUUCUUUAAAUGACAAAUCAUUCUUGUUUUCAAUUAAUUGGUGUAACUUGGCAGAGCUGCAUGUAGCUUGCCUAAAAGGGAGUGCUAGAUUGAAGGAGAACCAUGCAUUUCUUGAUGAACUGAAAUGUUAGAAUCUCAUACUGAACCAUCAUUUGAGAACAAAAGAUUAUUUUUCUUAAGACGAAAGAAUGGGAAAAUGGGUCGUUUAGGUGGCUUGUUGACAAUAAAAAUGUAAAAGAGAAGUAUUUUUACUCCUUAAAGACUGCUCAAAGGCAUUUUCAUGCUCAGAUUGUUUUGUCAUGCAGAUAUAAAAAGUUGGUCAGAA
This is a messenger RNA of Notechis scutatus (mainland tiger snake), 8713 nucleotides long. The record is from RefSeq and is a predicted model, not a curated record. Lineage: Eukaryota; Metazoa; Chordata; Lepidosauria; Squamata; Elapidae.